AUGUAUAGCCAUGGAAAGGAAAAGGGAAGCCGACAGACAGAGCCUCAUCCCUCUGGAAGCAAAUGUCUAGAAAAGCUAAUUUCAAUGGAUGAGUGUGCAAAACACAUUAUCGAUAGUGCAUUAACAAAGAUUCAGAAGCAGCUAUUGGACAAAAGCAAGCAAGGUGGAGCUCCUAAGCCAAGUAUUUCUUCAUUUGGCUUCAAUCGCCCUGAUACUAAUUUUGAGAGGGGAACGGGAACGGGAACGGGAACGGGAAGCUUAGGCCCAAAGUUCCCGAACCUUAGCCCUUCGAGACGAGGGGGGCGGCAGGAACCUCAACACCAACCUCAACACCAACCUCAGCACCAACCUCAACACCAAGAACCUAGAAAGGAAGAUUUUACAAGUAUCCUCUCGUCAACCAUCCAGAAGGUGAUGCGUGAAGCUGUUUCCAAUGCAGAAGACAAUUCCAGCAACACAAACAGGGGCCACCGACAGGCUCCUCCUUCUGAAAGCAGGCCCCAGAGGAUAAAGGCUGUUGCAAAACAAAAUGCGAAUCCAUGGGAGAUGUAUGGCAACAUGGACCCUAUGGAGAUGCUGGAUAUUGACCAAUUGGUGAAGUCUAUGACCAAGUUGUGUCUCUUAGAGACUGGGGGCAAUGGCUCCAACUUAGCCAGUGGCGACACAUCACAUAAGCAAUAUAGUGGUUCAUCCCAACAUUUGGGAGUGCCGAGGAGAGCUUCCCUGGUGAGAGCUAAUAUGAGGCAAAUGGGUCCGAAUGGGGUGAUCGUGACUAACCAGAAUGGCGAAAGCGAUUCACUGAACAAAGAGCUCCAGGCUGUCCUCCAGUGGAUGGUGGCUUCUCACUUCAAUGUGCCCAACCUGACAUUCUUAAACGACAGAGAAGGAGAGCUGGCUGAUCUUCCACGGCUGGCUCAGAAGGCAACCAAGAAGGGCUACAGCGUGGGAGAUAUCCUUCAGAGAGUAAUGAGGUACCUCGAAAGAGUGCAGAUGGAGGAAGCGAUGGGGAAAAGGCCUCAGUGUGGACUGAUCCGCUGGCUUCUUGCCAACUUAUAAGAGCCACCUCUUCCCUCUCAUAUUAAUUUGUCCCAGCAACAGGCACCCACAAUCACAC
Molecule: messenger RNA, 1114 nt
Organism: Zootoca vivipara (common lizard)
Lineage: Eukaryota; Metazoa; Chordata; Lepidosauria; Squamata; Lacertidae
Product: A-kinase anchor protein 4-like
Biological process (GO): intracellular protein localization
Cellular component (GO): cytoplasm; sperm fibrous sheath; sperm principal piece
Molecular function (GO): protein kinase A binding
Source: RefSeq, a predicted model, not a curated record